This is a messenger RNA of Stomoxys calcitrans (stable fly), 596 nucleotides long. Its product is annotated as probable insulin-like peptide 3. Gene Ontology annotation, molecular function: hormone activity. The coding region runs from base 44 to 412 and encodes 122 amino acids. The record is from RefSeq and is a predicted model, not a curated record. The transcript is spliced from 2 exons. Gene Ontology annotation, cellular component: extracellular region. Lineage: Eukaryota; Metazoa; Arthropoda; Insecta; Diptera; Muscidae.
UAAAGCCUAAUUCAUCGGAAUUGCUCAUCAUUUUGCUGUAAAUAUGAAAUUAUUAAGUAUUCUUGUUAUUUUUGCUGUUUUGUAUGAAAGCCAUGGCGAGGGCUCACGUUUUUGUGGACCCAAUCUUGCCCAAAUCUUAGAAAUGGUCUGUUAUAAUGGUUAUAACGGAAUGAUAAUGAAUAAAAAAUCCGGCAAUAAAGUUGUUCACCAUGACAUGGACAUUCUAAACAAAUUUAACGAAAUCAAUGACGAGUCCCCAUUUAAUUCGGAUUCUCUUUUAAAUGAUUUGCUCUAUGGUAACCAUGUGCAAGCACUGGCAAAAACACGAAGGCAGCGUCAUUUGACUGGAGUUUAUGAUGAAUGUUGCCGCAAGUCUUGCACAAUGGAAGAGUUAACCGGAUACUGUUUGUAAUGCAUUUAUGUACAUAUUUUGUGUUUUUAACUAUAGUAGACGAUAGAAAACAAAACCCGAAAAUUUUGUUACAUUUCAUAACAUUAAUUGUUUAAAAUGAGCCCAAAAUGUCUUAGGCAAAUAUAUGUAGACUGUUUAAAGCAUUACAUGCAUUAUGUUCAAAUAAAUUCAGCAGUGCAUAGAA